Molecule: messenger RNA, 1156 nt
Organism: Cantharellus anzutake
Lineage: Eukaryota; Fungi; Basidiomycota; Agaricomycetes; Cantharellales; Hydnaceae
Product: EXS family-domain-containing protein
Exons: 8
Coding region: 30-659 (209 amino acids)
Biological process (GO): cellular response to phosphate starvation; phosphate ion transport
Cellular component (GO): cytoplasm; plasma membrane; Golgi apparatus
Molecular function (GO): inositol hexakisphosphate binding
Source: RefSeq, a predicted model, not a curated record
CGAUUUGUUUUGUUCUGAACCCGUUGCCUAUGUUCGCAAGAUCAUCAAGGUAUUGGUUUUUGAAGAAAUUCUUGACAUUGUUCGUCUCUGGUCUCGUCCCUGUCGAGUUUUCAGACUUCUGGCUCGGUGACCAAUUCUGCAGUCUUACAUUCUCCCUUGCUUCCCUCUGGACCCUUGCAUGUUCAGUCCACAAUGACUGGGCUCCCGAUAGCUAUGAAAAAUGCGGACUUGCGCAUCAUUGGCAGACGCCGUUUGUUUUGAGCUGCAUGCCGUCGUUGAUACGUUUUGUUCAAUGCCUAAAACGUUAUUCCGACAGCGGACUUCGCAUGCACAUGAUCAAUGGCGGAAAAUAUCUAUCGAGUGUGAUGUACUAUGUUUUCUACUACCUGUGGAGGCACAACGGCGCAAAAAUCGGAGACACUGCCUUCAUUCUGCUUUGCCUUAGUGGAUCAGUCAUGUCACUCUACACAUCGGCAUGGGACCUGCUUGUAGAUUGGUCCUUACUUGAUCCGAUGGCGGAGUACAGGUUCCUCCGCACCGAGCUCUUAUACAGGGACUAUAUUCCGCGUUAUUAUUUUGCAAUCGUAUCCAACGAAUCCUUCGCAGGGCCCACUGGAAUAUCUGUGCGUCCCUGGUGCCCCAUCUGUCUGAAUUUGUAAACUUGACAUUUUGACACAUGAAGACCGUCUGGAAAACGAACAGCUGGGUAACAUGGACCAGUACCGGGCAACGCGGGAGAUUCCACUGCCGUACACCUUCCAAGAUGAAGGCGAGGACGACAAUCGAGCCUCGACUGGUUUGAAAAAGGCCUUCUCGGGACGCCUACGGGACUUCAAUCUCCCAUCUGUGCGUUUACCGCAGAUGAAUACAGGGCACAUCCACGAGGUUCCAUAAGACAAGCUUGUGUGAACUAACUCUUCGCUUUGCGGACGUUGCGUGUGUAGAUUGGGCAUUUGUGUUAAGUGACCGAAGCAUGCAACUAGUCAUCACAAGCCGUGCCGUGACCACUCACCCAAAUAUCAUGUGUAACCACAAGAGCUUUAUGACGGCGUCUACUCUCUCUCUCUGCAGACCCACAUGUUCCUCUGAAACUGUUCGUAUGCGCUAUAAAAAUACUCUUUGUAAAUACAGAUUCUUAAAACGUCUGAGAUAUUAG